Dissoconium aciculare CBS 342.82 is the source of this 1478-nucleotide messenger RNA. RefSeq lists its product as uncharacterized. The coding region runs from base 250 to 1263 and encodes 337 amino acids. The record is from RefSeq and is a predicted model, not a curated record. Gene Ontology annotation, molecular function: protein binding. Lineage: Eukaryota; Fungi; Ascomycota; Dothideomycetes; Mycosphaerellales; Dissoconiaceae. The transcript has a single exon.
GGAGCUGUGUGCAUUGAUCUUCAAAUAAGUUUACUAAUUCAAGCAUCAUAGGAUUUCGUGGGUUACGAGGUGGAAUUAAUAAUAUGCGUCUUUUCUGAGCAAGACGUUGAUGUCAAGAUCUUGGCCCCCAAAUUUGUGUCACCAACCUUGGAAUGUAUCCCUCUCAGGAACUACGUACUUAUACACUACUUAGCGGGUUUUCCUUCCAGACAGCAAAUAUACUGAUUAUGACUUAUUUAUGUGACAAGAAUGCUGGCUGACGAAGCUCAAAAGCCGGUCUCCUCUGCCGUUGACAGAACUUUCCUCAUCAACGAGCUUAUCAUUCUCUUCUUGGCUGAACUCGACACGUUCGACCUCAUCAACUGUCAGCAAGUCUGUCGAAGAUGGAGAGACAUCAUCGUUCAGUGCCAGGAACUUCAAGAAUAUAUGUUUUUCGCUCCAACAACGCGAGUUAGACAAAAGACCGAGCCAGUGAUUCUGAACCCGGUUUUUGAGAAGCACUUCGCUCAACUCUUGUCUUUCCCACACGAAAUGUACCACAAUAACCCUGAAAAGAUGGCCCUGCAGGCAGAAAGAUGUACUUAUGCACAAUUCGAAUGGCUUCCGUGGGCUGAAGACGGGAACUUCGUUGAUACCAGCGCACGACAGGCGUAUGCUCGAGCCGGGGCAUCGUGGCGAAAAAUGCUUCUGUCACAACCUCCCAUCGCACACUUGGAUUGGUGGCAUAAUUGGGUCUCACACGCCGGAGAGGGCUUUGGCCAUCGUGAUUAUCCUGAAGUGGUCAGACUCGGCAUGCUAUGGGACGGGCUCGAGGCUUUCCUGUCACGCGGUUGCAGUGUCCGGAUUCUGCUUUACCCGACUGGGAUGGCCAUUCUCGAGGAUCCUUGUACGACUCGGGCGGAAAAACGCUGGCCGUACCACUCGGAGUCCCAAGAUCAGAUUCCUCAACCAGACAUGCAUAGGAUCAAGAUCAAAAAUUAUCUGAAUUGGGACGGCAAUAGUCCUGCGAUAUGGAACGAAUUCAGUGCGCGAAGACAGGAGUGGGGUAAUUUAACACCUGAUAUCCCAUUCAGUCCCGAGGAACAAGAAAGGGAGAAGUGGAGAGACAAUGAUGGCGAUGGUUAUUGGUGGCGUUUGGAUGCUUGUCAACGUGAUCAAAACGGGGACGCCUCGAGCUGGAGGUGGUCAAAGAGUGAUGCGUUUCAAUGGAUUGAAAUGCGCCACGUUCACUGCGGGAGCGACAUGAUGCCGAAUGACUUCUAGCGAUUUUGAAAAACGCUUGGCCAGAGGGCGUAAGGCCUGUCAAUGAUUACUACAGAAACACAGCGCAUUCCUUUCACGUGAUUUGUGUAUCGAGCGUUGCUGGCGGCCGCUUAUGUGUAGAUUGAAGUCGGAACUAGCAUAUUACAGCCUCUCCAUCUUUUGUUGACUCUCAGAUAGACCAGUAAGACGUCAGGGCGCAAGGAUGUCGAUCCCAC